AAAAAAGACCAUUGUUAAAUGCGCGGUGAACCAGAGGCAGGUGGUCAUAGCGUUAUCGGGAGGAGAGUUGGUGUAUUUCGAAAUGGAUCCGACGGGUCAGUUGCACGAAUACAAAGACCGUAAGCGGAUGAAUUCAGAUGUAGUCUGUAUGGCAUUAGCAAAUGUGGCACCUGGAGAGCAACGUUCUUGGUUUCUCGCAGUCGGCUUGGCAGAUAACACUGUCAGAAUUAUAUCGUUAGAUCCAACCGAUUGUCUAUCGCCCCGCUCUAUGCAGGCACUACCCGUGUGUCCGGAAUCACUUUGUAUUGUCGAAAUGGGUUGUACAGAACGUAACCCUGAAGAUGCUGCAGCUGCUAGCACCACAAGUACCUUGUAUUUAAACAUUGGUUUACAAAAUGGUGCUCUCCUCAGGACUGUAUUGGAUCCUGUUUCGGGUGAUUUGACCGAUACCAGAACAAGAUAUCUUGGCUCGCGACCCGUCAAGCUAUUCCGCAUAAGAAUGCAAGACUCGGAAGCAGUAUUGGCUAUGAGCAGUCGUUCGUGGCUAAGUUACUACUAUCAAAGCCGUUUCUAUUUAACACCCUUGUCAUAUGAAAGUUUAGAGUACGCGUCCGGUUUCAGUUCCGAGCAAUGUCCCGAGGGUAUUGUUGCAAUUUCCACUAACACUCUUCGUAUUUUGGCCUUGGAAAAAUUGGGCGCAGUUUUCAAUCAGAUUUCGUUUCCCCUUGAGUAUACGCCACGAAAAUUUGUUAUCCAUCCAGAGACGUCCAAUAUUAUUAUGCUAGAGACGGAACAUAAUGCCUACACUGAGGAUACAAAAAAGCAGCGCCGUUUGCAGAUGGCGGAAGAAAUGCGCGAGGCGGCAGGUGAAGAAGAACAAGAGUUGGCAAAGGAAAUGGCGGAAGCUUUUUUAAAUGAGGACUUGCCGGAAAAUAUCUUCUCUGCGCCGAAAGCGGGACACGGAAUGUGGGCUUCUACAAUGAGAAUAAUGGAUCCGGUACAAGGGACUACAUUUAAAAUGAAAAGAUUCGAACAAAAUGAAGCUGCAAUGUGUAUAUCUUUGGUCAAGUUUAACGGACAACCUGAACACCAGUGGUUUUUGAUAGUCGGCGUCGCCAAGGAUUUACAGCUCAAUCCUAGGUUAUGUAUUUCGGGAUAUAUAGAUACCUAUAAAGUGGAGAUGUCUUGUCGCGAGUUAGAACUAAUACAUCGUACACCAGUUGAAGAAGUUCCUUAUGCCGUUUGUUCGUAUAAUGGUCGGUUGUUGGCCGGGGUCGGUCGAUUGUUGAGGUUAUACGAUUAUGGAAAAAAGAAGUUAUUGCGCAAAUGUGAGAAUAAGCACAUUCCAAAUCUCAUCGUCAAUAUUCAGGCGAUGGGUCGGCGAAUUUUUGUCGCCGAUGUUCAAGAAUCUAUCUACAUGGUUCGUUACAAAAAGCACGAAAAUCAGCUGAUCAUAUUCGCGGAUGACACACAUCCACGUUGGAUAACCUGCACCUCAGUCCUUGACUAUGACACCGUCGCAACGGCGGACAAGUUUGGUAACAUUGGCAUUGUACGACUUCCCCCCAACACAACAGAUGAUGUGGACGAGGAUCCAACGGGAAACAAAAGCUUGUGGGAUCGAGGUCUCUUAAAUGGAGCAUCUCAAAAGGCUGAUACAAUAGCAACAUUCCAUGUGGGCGAAACUGUCACUUGGUUACAGAAGGCUACCUUGAUUCCUGGUGGCUGGGAAUCUCUAAUUUACACGACCGUUUCCGGCUCCGUCGGCGUUUUGGUACCAUUUACUUCCCACGAAGAUCACGACUUCUUUCAGCAUCUUGAGAUGCACAUGCGCAGUGAGAAUUCACCGUUGUGUGGGCGGGAUCACUUGUCAUUUAGAAGCUAUUAUUAUCCAGUGAAGAACGUAAUUGAUGGAGACUUAUGUGAACAAUAUAAUUCACUUGAACCAAGCAAGCAAAAAAGUAUUGCUAUCGAUCUUGAACGUACACCUGCAGAAGUUUCCAAGAAACUUGAGGACAUUCGAACUCGAUAUGCGUUUUAAGUGUUACUGCUUAUAAUAAUUUUUUUGUUUAAAAUAAUGUUUAGAUAUAGUUUGUAUGUGUGAAGUAUGAUGUACAUAUUUAUUUAAAAAAAAUGCAUAGUAUUUUUCUUUUGUAA
This is a messenger RNA of Photinus pyralis (common eastern firefly), 2157 nucleotides long. Its product is annotated as splicing factor 3B subunit 3-like. The record is from RefSeq and is a predicted model, not a curated record. The transcript has 4 exons. Lineage: Eukaryota; Metazoa; Arthropoda; Insecta; Coleoptera; Lampyridae. Gene Ontology annotation, cellular component: nucleus; U2 snRNP. Gene Ontology annotation, biological process: mRNA splicing, via spliceosome. Gene Ontology annotation, molecular function: U2 snRNA binding; protein binding. Bases 83 to 2041 code for a protein of 652 amino acids.